AUGUCCUCCAACGCGUCCCGCGCGGCCUUUGGAGACAGGGAGCCCCGAUGGUCAGCUGUUGGCUCAAGCCCUCCUCCACGCCUUCGUCCGCGCCAACGCCCACGCUCAAGGCCACGGACAAGCACCAGUUCUGCAAGCACGCGCUCCCCCUGCUGGUCGGAGGGCGAAGCUCAUCCUGCCCUGUCAGGAGCGUUGGGAGCACCAUUUUUGUUGGAGGACCCCGCAAACCAGUUCCUACAUCUCAAAAGACACAUAUAUUUGCAGGAUUACUGGGACCCAGAUGGCAAUCCAAAUAUGUGGGGAAACACGCUGGCUGAUAAGGCUCAUGAAACAUGGACUGCUUUGAAAACAAUAGCACAAUAUUAUCUGAAUGUGAAUACCUUCACUUUUGACAUGUCCACUUCCCAGUAA
This is a messenger RNA of Prionailurus viverrinus (fishing cat), 411 nucleotides long. RefSeq names its product chromosome C2 C3orf85 homolog (gene CC2H3orf85). Bases 1 to 411 code for a protein of 136 amino acids. The record is from RefSeq and is a predicted model, not a curated record. The transcript is spliced from 3 exons. NCBI's taxonomy places the organism in Eukaryota, Metazoa, Chordata, Mammalia, Carnivora, Felidae.